AUGGCUUUCCGUUUGUUGACCAAGGGCGCUACCGCUGCCGCCGUCGCACGUCCUGCUAUCAUUACUUCUCGCCAGGCUCUUGGUGCUGCUGCUGUCCGUGCGUACAGCACUCCCAAGGAGGUCGAGCCUAAGCAAAAGGCUGCCAGCAUCAUUGACUCCCUUCCCGGUAACUCUCUUGUUUCCAAGACCGGUUUCGUUACCUUGAGCACUGGUUUGGCUACUUUCCUUAUCUCCAAGGAGAUCUACGUCUUCAACGAAGAAUCCCUUGUCCUUCUCUGCACUGGUGCUUUCUUGGGUGUCCUCCUCAAGUACUUGCGUGAGCCCUAUGUCAACAUGGCCGAAGAUCACAUCAACCGUAUCAAGAACAUCUUGAACAAGGCUCGUCAAGAUCACAAGGCUGCUGUCCAAGACCGCAUUAACGAGGCUGGUCAAAUGAAGGACCUUGUUGAUGUCACCAAGUCUCUCUUCGAGCUCUCCCGUGACACCGCUCGUGUUGAAGCUGAGGCUUUCGCUCUUAAGCAACAAGUCGCCGUUGCCCAAGAAGUCAAGAGCACUCUUGAUUCGUGGGUUCGUCAUGAAGCCAGCCUUCGUGAGCGUGAGCAAAAGCAAUUGGCUGCUUACUUGAUCGAGAAGGUCCAAAAGGAUCUCCAAGACCCCAAGGUUCAACAACAAAUCUUGGAUCAGGCUGUUGCCGAUAUCCAAAAGAUCGCCAAGUCUGCCUAA
This is a messenger RNA of Lichtheimia ornata, 723 nucleotides long. RefSeq lists its product as uncharacterized. NCBI's taxonomy places the organism in Eukaryota, Fungi, Mucoromycota, Mucoromycetes, Mucorales, Lichtheimiaceae. Bases 1 to 723 code for a protein of 240 amino acids. Gene Ontology annotation, biological process: proton motive force-driven ATP synthesis. The transcript is spliced from 6 exons. The record is from RefSeq and is a predicted model, not a curated record. Gene Ontology annotation, molecular function: proton transmembrane transporter activity.